Molecule: messenger RNA, 7935 nt
Organism: Engraulis encrasicolus (European anchovy)
Lineage: Eukaryota; Metazoa; Chordata; Actinopteri; Clupeiformes; Engraulidae
Gene: myh6
Product: myosin, heavy chain 6, cardiac muscle, alpha
Exons: 2
Coding region: 853-6651 (1932 amino acids)
Cellular component (GO): myosin II complex; myosin filament; cytoplasm
Molecular function (GO): ATP binding; actin filament binding; microfilament motor activity
Source: RefSeq, a predicted model, not a curated record
GUGUGUGUGUGUGUGUGUGUGUGUGUGUGUGUGUGUUGGGGGGUUGUAUUUGUGUGGCAGAAAGGCAUGAAGGCAUGAUGUGCAGCUCGUCCUUGAGACAGUGAUAAAAACCAGAUAAAGCCAGAGAAGCAGGGGCGCAGAAAGAUGUAGCCUACCCCUCAUACAUUCCAUUCACACUGACCAGAACAUAAUUGUAGAACUUUACUGUUUCCAUUGGCUAGGCCACCAUCUUGAAAACAAAUAGUUUGGUGGCUUAGUUUGACUGUGUCACAAUUUCUUUUACAUGUAUAACCCUGUCAUAAAGUGUGUUUAGGCCCCUCCUCGUUAUCCACUGGAUGGUAUAUGAGGUAAUAUUAACAAAAUAUUAAGAGAAAAUUGAAAUGAUGGCGUGGGUGAUCUAUAACAAAACCACUGCACUGUCUGAAUCUUUGGAGCAAUUGUUUUAAAGUGUGAGUGGGCACACUAUUCAUUCUGCACGAGCACUGAUGUUUCUCCUAAUCUCAGAGGUUAUAAAUACAACAAGGAUAACCCAAGGACAGACAGACACUGCAGCAUCCUCGCGACUCCUCCUAAUAGGGAAACUAACAGGUACAGGUCACAUAGUUGCCCCCAGUACCACUUACCACCGCUGCCUCGGGGGAUAAGAGUAAUUUGGUCCAUUUUAGUCUCUCUGCUCCCUCUUAUCUGGCUUCAGCCUUCAGGCUCCUAAUUUGGCGAGUGGAUGUUCCUUUAUAAAGACCCAGCUGGCAAAGCUGAGGCAAGUGUUCCGUUGUCUCUUCUGUCGGGAUCCCUGCUCUGUCUGAAAACAAACUCUCCUUUCCUCUGGCUCUCGACCAGCUGUAGACAGGCAAAAUGGGGGACGCACUGAUGGCAGAGUUUGGGAAGGCUGCACCUUUCCUGCGAAAGUCGGACAAGGAACGCCUUGAAGCUCAGACCAGGGCGUUCGACAUCAAGGUCGAGUGCUUUGUCGUGGAUCCGGACGUCGAAUACGUCAAGGGGCAGAUAGUCAGCAAAGAUGCGGGAAAAGUGACAGUCAACACGGUGGAGGGCAAAACGGUGACGGUGAAGGAGGCUGAUGUCCACCCCCAGAACCCGCCCAAGUUCGACAAAAUCGAGGACAUGGCGAUGUUCACCUUUCUACACGAGCCCGCUGUGCUGUUCAACCUCAAAGAGCGUUACGCAGCAUGGAUGAUCUACACCUACUCCGGACUGUUCUGCGUCACCGUGAACCCAUACAAGUGGCUUCCCGUGUACGACUCGGAGGUGGUGGCCGCCUACAGAGGGAAGAAACGGACGGAGGCGCCCCCGCACAUCUUCUCCAUCUCCGACAAUGCCUACCAAUACAUGCUCACUGACAGGGAGAACCAGUCUGUGCUCAUCACCGGAGAAUCUGGUGCGGGCAAGACUGUGAACACCAAGAGAGUCAUCCAGUACUUUGCCAGCAUCGCGGCAGUCGGCGGAGCAAAGAGGGACGAGAGCAAAGGGACACUGGAGGAUCAAAUCAUCCAGGCCAACCCUGCGCUGGAGGCCUUUGGGAAUGCCAAGACAGUCAGGAACGACAACUCGUCUCGCUUCGGAAAAUUCAUCCGCAUUCACUUCGGAACAACUGGCAAACUGUCCUCUGCUGACAUUGAAACGUACCUCCUGGAAAAAUCCAGGGUGACCUACCAGCUAAAGGCUGAGAGGAACUACCACAUCUUUUACCAGAUCAUGUCCAACCAAAAGCCAGAGCUGUUGGAUAUGCUGCUCAUCACUAACAACCCAUACGAUUACUCCUAUGUCUCUCAAGGGGAGAUCACUGUGGCAUCAAUCAAUGACGCGGAUGAGCUGAUGUUAACAGACAGUGCCUUUGAUGUUCUCGGAUUCACCGGAGAGGAGAAAUUGGGCAUCUACAAGCUGACUGGAGCCAUCAUGCACUAUGGCAACAUGAAGUUCAAGAAUAAACAGAGGGAAGAGCAGGCCGAGCCCGAUGGCACAGAGUCAGCAGACAAGUCAUCUUACCUGAUGGGGCUGAACUCAGCUGACCUGGUCAAAGGCCUCUGCCACCCAAGGGUCAAGGUAGGCAAUGAGUAUGUCACUAAAGGCCAGAGUGUAGACCAAGUCUAUUAUUCCAUCGGUGCACUGGCAAAGUCAGUGUAUGAAAAGAUGUUUAACUGGAUGGUUGUCAGAAUUAACCUGUCCCUUGACACCAAGCAGCAUAGGCAGUAUUUCAUUGGAGUACUGGACAUUGCAGGUUUUGAGAUCUUUGACUUUAACACAUUUGAGCAGCUGUGCAUCAACUUCACCAAUGAGAAACUGCAACAGUUUUUCAAUCACCAUAUGUUUGUGUUAGAACAAGAGGAAUACAAGAAAGAGGGGAUUGAUUGGGAGUUCAUUGACUUCGGAAUGGACUUACAGGCUUGCAUUGACCUGAUUGAAAAGCCUCUUGGGAUCAUGUCUAUUUUAGAGGAAGAGUGCAUGUUCCCAAAAGCAAGUGACCAGACAUUCAAGUCAAAGCUGUAUGACAACCAUCUGGGCAAGAAUCACAUGUUCCAAAAACCACGUCCGAAAGGAGAGGGUCACUUUGCACUCGUCCAUUAUGCUGGCACUGUGGACUACAACAUUGGGGGCUGGCUGGUGAAGAACAAAGACCCGCUGAAUGAGACAGUUGUAGGACUGUAUCAGAAGUCCUCCUUGAAGCUGCUGAGCUAUCUAUUCUCUGCAUACGCAGCAGAGGGUGGGGAUGGAGGCGGAAAGGGAGGAAAAGCUGCCAAGAAGAAGGGCUCCUCUUUUCAAACAGUAUCAGCUUUGCACAGGGAAAAUCUCAACAAGCUGAUGACCAACCUCAAGACCACCCACCCACAUUUUGUCCGAUGCUUGAUCCCAAACGAGUCCAAGACUCCAGGGGCAAUGGACAAUUGCCUUGUGAUGCACCAGCUGCGCUGUAAUGGUGUGCUGGAGGGCAUCAGGAUCUGCAGAAAAGGCUUCCCAAAUAGGGUCCUCUAUGGAGACUUCAAGCAGAGGUACAGAAUACUGAAUGCCUCAGCCAUUCCUGAGGGACAGUUCAUGGACAGCAAGAAGUGUGCUGAAAAACUCCUCGGUUCACUGGACAUUGAUCACACCCAGUACAGAUUUGGCCACACAAAGGUUUUCUUUAAAGCUGGGCUGCUAGGUACACUGGAGGAAAUGCGGGAUGAGCAACUCUCCAGAAUCAUUACAAGAAUUCAGGCCAGAGGCAGAGGCAUACUGAUGAGAAUAGAAUACCAGAGGCUUGUGGAGCGCCGAGAUGCCUUAAUGGUAAUUCAGUGGAACCUCCGGUCUUUCCUUGGAGUCAAGAAUUGGCCCUGGAUGAAAAUGUUUUUCAAGAUAAAGCCACUCCUCAAGAGUGCAGAGUCUGAAAAAGAGAUGGCUAACAUUAAAGAUGAGUUCAACAAGAUAAAAGAAGCCCUGGACAAAUCUGAGGGAAGGAGAAAGGAACUAGAAGAGAAAAUGGUGAGUCUUCUCCAAGAGAAGAAUGACUUGGUGCUUCAGCUGCAGUCUGAGGGAGACACACUAAAUGAUGCAGAGGAGCGCUGUGAACAGCUGAUCAAAAGCAAGAUCCAGAUGGAGGCAAAAGUGAAGGAAAUGACAGAGAGGAUGGAGGAUGAGGAGGAGAUGAAUGCUGAUCUCACAGCAAAGAAAAGGAAGCUUGAGGAUGAAUGUUCUGAGCUGAAGAAAGACAUUGAUGACCUUGAGUUGACCUUGGCCAAGGUGGAGAAAGAGAAGCAUGCCACUGAGAACAAGGUUAAGAAUCUCACAGAGGAAAUGUCCUCUCAAGAUGAAUCUAUCUUGAAACUGACAAAGGAGAAGAAAGCCCUUCAGGAGGCUCAUCAGCAAACACUUGAUGACCUGCAGACAGAAGAGGACAAGGUCAACACACUGAAUAAAUCAAAAAUAAAGCUUGAACAACAAUGUGAUGACCUUGAGGGCUCCCUUGAACAUGAAAAAAAGGUCAGAAUGGAACUGGAGCGUGGCAAAAGAAAAAUUGAAGGGGACCUUAAACUUACCCAAGAAAAUGUCAUGGACUUAGAGAAUGAUAAGCAGCAGCUGGAGGAAAAACUCAAAAAGAAAGAAUUUGAGAUGAGUGCACUAAACAGUAAAGUUGAGGACGAACAACUUGUGGGAAUACAGCUCCAGAAGAAACUGAAGGAAAAUCAAGCUCGCAUUGAGGAGCUGGAGGAGGAAUUAGAAGCGGAACGAGCGGCGCGAGCCAAAGUGGAGAAGCAGAGAUCUGACCUGUCUCGAGAACUAGAGGAUAUAAGCGAACGACUGGAAGAAGCAGGCGGGGCCACCAGCACUCAAGUGGAGCUCAACAAGAAAAGAGAGGCAGAGUUCCAGAAACUUCGCAGAGACCUUGAAGAGGCAACCCUGCAGCAUGAGGCCACCUCCGCCUCCCUGCGGAAGAAGCAAGCUGAUAGCGUGGCCGAGUUGGGCGAGCAGAUUGACAACUUGCAGAGAGUCAAGCAAAAGCUUGAGAAAGAGAAGAGUGAGCUGAAGCUGGAACUGGAUGACAUCUCCUCAAACAUGGAGAGCAUAGUGAAGGCCAAGGUGAACCUUGAGAAAAUGUGUAGAUCCAUGGAGGACCAGAUGAAUGAGCACAGGACAAAGGCAGAGGAGGCCCAAAGAGCCCUGAAUGACUUCUCUGUGCAGAGGGCCAAGCUUACCACUGAAAACGGAGAGCUUGGGCGGCAGCUGGAGGAAAAGGAAAGCCUGAUAUCACAGCUCACCAGAGGGAAGAUGUCAUUCACACAACAAGCAGAAGACUUGAGGAGGCAGCUGGACGAGGAAGUGAAGGCAAAGAAUGCCCUGGCGCACGCAGUGCAGUCGGCGCGUCAUGACUGUGACCUGUUGAGGGAGCAGUUUGAGGAAGAGCAGGAGGCCAAAGCAGAGCUGCAGCGAGCCCUUUCUAAAGCAAACACUGAAAUUGCCACUUGGAGGACAAAGUAUGAAACAGACGGCAUCCAGAGGACAGAGGAGCUGGAGGAGGCCAAGAAAAAACUGGUGCAGAGGCUGCAGGAGGCUGAAGAGGCAGUGGAGGCUGUAAACGCAAAGUGUUCAUCCCUUGAAAAGACCAAGCAUCGUCUUCAGAACGAGAUCGAAGACCUGAUGUUAGACAUGGAGAGAGCAAAUUCAGCCACUGCUACCCUUGACAAAAAGCAGAGGUCCUUUGACAAAGUCAUUUCAGAAUGGAAACAGAAGUACGAGGAGUCACAAUGUGAGCUCGAGGGCUCGCAGAAAGAGGCUCGGUCACUCAGCACCGAGCUCUUCAAGCUAAAGAAUGCCUACGAGGAGGCGCUAGACCACCUGGAGACAACCAAGAGAGAAAACAAGAAUUUGCAGGAGGAGAUCUCAGACCUGACUGAUCAGCUGGGAGAGGGAGGGAAGAGCGUCCAUGAGUUGGAGAAGAUGAGGAAGAUGCUGGAGCAGGAGAAAUCUGAGCUUCAGUCUGCCCUUGAGGAAGCAGAAGGUUCUUUGGAGCAUGAAGAGGGUAAAAUCCUCCGUGCACAGCUGGAGUUCAACCAAGUGAAAGCUGACAUUGAGCGCAAGCUGGCAGAGAAAGACGAAGAGAUGGAGCAAGCCAAGAGAAAUUACCAGCGAAUGGUCGAUUCUCUACAGACCUCCCUCGAAUCCGAGACGAGAAGCAGAAACGAGGCCCUGAGGAUUAAGAAGAAGAUGGAUGGCGACCUCAAUGAGAUGGAGAUCCAGCUCAGCCAGGCCAACAGGCAAGCUGCAGACGCCCAGAAGCAGGUAAAGACCAUCCAGGCAUUCCUCAAGGACACCCAGCUGCAGUUGGACGACACCAUCCACAGCAAUGACGACCUGAAGGAGAACGUUGCAAUUCUGGAGCGCAGGAACAACCUCAUCCAGGCCGAGCUGGAAGAGCUGAGGGCCGUUCUCGAGCAGACAGAACGAGGACGCAAGCUGGCCGAGCAAGAGCUCACCGAUUCCACAGAGAGGAUGCAGCUGCUGCACUCCCAGAACACUGGCCUGCUCAAUCAGAAGAAAAAGCAGGAGUCCGACCUGAUGCAGCUCCAGACGGAGACCGAGGAGCUCAUCCAGGAGAGCCGCAACGCGGAGGAGAAGGCCAAGAAGGCCAUCACCGACGCCGCCAUGAUGGCAGAGGAGCUGAAGAAGGAGCAGGACACCAGCGCCCACUUGGAGCGCAUGAAGAAGAACAUGGAGCAGACCAUCAAGGACCUGCAGCACCGGCUCGACGAGGCAGAGCAGGUGGCCAUGAAGGGGGGCAAGAAGCAAGUGCAGAAGAUGGAGUCCCGCAUCCGGGAGCUGGAAGGCGAGCUGGAGGCGGAGCAGAAGCGAGGGGUAGAGUCCAUGAAGGGGGUCAGGAAGUACGAGCGCCGCAUCAAGGAGCUCACCUACCAGACGGAGGAAGACAAGAAGAACAUGGUGCGCCUCCAGGACCUGGUGGACAAGCUGCAGCUGAAGGUGAAGUCCUACAAGCGGACUGCAGAGGAAGCGGAGGAGCUGGCCAACGGGAACAUGGCCAAGCUCCGCAAGCUGCAGCACGAGCUGGAGGAGGCUGAGGAGAGGGCCGACAUCGCAGAGUCCCAGGUCAACAAGCUGCGUGCCAAGACCAGAGAUGGCAUGCCCAGCAAGAAGUCUCCCGAUGAGUAGGCCUAAUCAGAGCCGUAUAUAGAGAGGGCCUAAUGAUAGAGUUGUCAGAUUGCUGCAGCUCCAAUAAGAAUCACUCAGGGCAUGUCACAUCGCAAAAUGCAAUGUAAAGGCUCUUUGUGUUUUUUUUCCCCCCUCCCAAUGCAAUAAUGUGCCAGAAUGCAGUUUCUGUAUAAUACAGUCCUGCAAUUGUUGUAGCAAAAUGUUUCAAAAUGAUACAUCAUAUACUGAAUAAUAUAGUAUAUUUUGUUGGGUAAGUCUGAGCCUUCUGAUGUCCUCAUAUAGAGAAAACAUGUUCAUACAUGCCGGAAAACUACAACGAUACUCAUGUCAUAAGCAAGAAGAUUUCAUCAGUGCAGGAUGUGGCAAUAGUAGGAAAAUGCACGUCAUGAAUUGGCUUUUUCCUAAAGAUAAAAAAACUUUAUUUUUGUGGACAGUGGACCCCUUAAACACUUAAAAUAAAAUGAAAUAAAAAUGUGGAGUGCAAUUAAGAUUUUUGUUCUUUGAAAUGAUUUCUACAAGGUGGUGGAUUGGCACGUUAUUUGCCAAAACAGAUUCAUUCUUUAGACGUAUUAUUCAUUUGACUAAUUGUUCAAUUUAAAAUUGACAUAAUAGGAGUUGUAGCAGAACUCCAGUCAUGAAGGGUUGAUGAAUUUAAUAGAGUGAGGGAUGACCUCUACUGGCCAGAGAUGGAACUGACAUGCAGAGACCAAGCUGGGAAUUGGAAUGGACCCACAUUAUUUUAUAUGAGAAGUGUAAUUUCCCCAAUCAAAAAUGAAUAAUUGUUGUUGGUGGGAAAUACUCAUGAAAAAUAUAACAUUUGUAAAUGGGCAGCAUAGAUUAAUUUCUGUAAGUAAACUACUAGACAAAUAAAUAUUCUACCUUUAAAAGAAAGUGUUUGUUGCUACAAAAAGCAAAAUGAAGGGCAGAAACACACAAAUUCAUGUCGUGCCUUUUAUUUCCAAAUUGGACGUUUCAUCAGUUGGGCAUCACAUGUGUUUCAGUAACAUCGUCCCAACUAGGCUCACUCACGCAGUUAAGCUGAAGUAGCUUCAUCAGUGUCUUAGAAAAAUAGUCUGCUUGGGGCGCUUCCGAAUAAGCUUACUUACCAAUGACAUCCAAAAACACAACAUCAACAACAACAGAGGUUAACUUAAAACCAUAGAGCAUACUGCAGCAAAAAUAAAGAAACAAAAACAAAUAUAUUAACAACUUCAAAUACAAUAUUUACAUUCGUUAAGUUAUCUAUCUGAAAAUGCAAACAGUACAUACUAUGUAUAUUGCCUC